Sphaeroforma arctica JP610 is the source of this 1245-nucleotide messenger RNA. RefSeq lists its product as hypothetical. The record is from RefSeq and is a predicted model, not a curated record. NCBI's taxonomy places the organism in Eukaryota, Ichthyosporea, Ichthyophonida. The coding region runs from base 1 to 1245 and encodes 414 amino acids. The transcript is spliced from 2 exons.
AUGGGCCUUGCUGGUCCGGGUUUUCCUACCUACACCCCAUCACCUCGUACUCCCGAAUUAGUGGCAAACGCGGAAGUGCAUGAAUCGAUAUUGCCACAGCUACGGGCCGAUCCGCUAGCGGUGGGAGCAGAGCCCCAACUGGAAGGGCAAGCCGGACUAUUACGAGCUAUCCCGGGCUAUGUAGACGACCAGUUCACUAACGCCUUCCUAGUCAAUUGGACAGCCAGGUUUCCUGUGCGUGAGACAUACGCGGAAUGGGAGACUGCGGGCUGUCGUAGACUGCUCCAACGUGUGUCAGAACCGAGACACAAGCUUCGAACCGCUUUGACCUAUCUGGAAAACAAUACGGACGUCACUAUCGUUGCUGUAGGGCAUGUGAAGGGCAAUACCAACUUUGUGGAGACACAGAUACAACGAGGCGUAUGGAGCGGGGUGAUGACUCAUCCUUCACUAGAGUGGUUUCAAGUCUGGAAUGCCCGGUUGAAUAGCACAGAAACUGUCACUUUAGCGCCGCCGGCAGAGGGCCAUACGGAACGAGAUGCAACACAAGGCCAGGACAUCCCUACAACCGAUUUUAAGACUGUUAACAGCAAUCAUACAAGUCGAUGUCAAGUUGGCGUGAUGAGGGUACACAAUGCGGUGGUAGAUACGCGUGCGGGGAGAACCGUCGCCGUACCGCAGGCGAGCGCUCCCAAUCCGUCCCUAGUACGAGGUAAGUUGCAGAGGAAAAGUGCGGCGCAAAGUGAGCCCAAGAUAGUGGGAGACCGGAAGGUCAAAACCACUACGCUUGGUCACAUCAUUAAGCAGUUCAUGCAGGAGCAUACCUUGCGUACCGAAGCGAUGGGCAUUUCGAUGGAGAAUGAGAAUGGGAACGAUAAAAUCCUACAGGUACCCGAGGGCGAACCAGAGGAAGAUAGUAGAGUCGCUUCAGAGAGUGUGUACCAACCUGGGAGCUAUGGUCAGGGUGUAGAAAGGGGUAGACUGACCAUCCUUGCUCUUCAUAUGCAAGGAUCGCCUAAAGCUAACAUGAAGUACUUUCUGCAGUGGAAAGAGCUUUCUGCGGUAAAACCACAAGUGAUUGCGAUUGACUGGCACAAAAUGGGCGAAGAUGUGAAGUGCGAGGUGGUGAAGCACCUACUUGCACACGGUUACAGUGACAUGGAUGUCACCAGCACUGACUUCUGGGCUGUACAUGACGAUGUAGACUUGGUGGCGAUGUCAGAUACACAACCAUCUGAGGGCUGA